AAUGGAAAGGAAACUCAACGAUGUUUGCUCAAGGCGAGAAGCAAGUGGCGGCCACAACAGCUGUGGGAGAAUGGCUGCUGACAUAACUGGUCUCUAAUUACGCUUGAGUCAACAAACAAAAUUGCAGGUGUCAAAACAUGAGAUAAGAGCCGAGCCAAAGCAAUAGCUAAAGCAUUUGGCCGUGGCUUUAGCUUUGGCUUGUGACUUGCUGCCGUAUUCAUUGGCUUCAUUUGUGGAUGCCACGCGGCAACGAACGGUGGCAUGGCACGCAAGCAGUUGUUGCAACUUCUGCUCGCCUUGAUGCUGCAGACACAGACGCUGUCGCAGAUACUGGACACUGGACUCCUAGAGCAGACAAUGAACGACAUUCCCCACGUGCAUGUGAUGCUGCGACUCAGGCAGCUGCACGAGGAUGCGGCCAAUGCGAAUGCCCGCUGGUUCAUGCAACGCACGGAGACGCCACACUGCACGCACAGCUACGAUGAGGAGCAGUCGCUGCCAGGCGUGGACAGUCGCGAUAGCCUCGCUCUGGUCAUCGGUCUGCCGCAAUUAAUCUCGAACAGCGGUGCCGCAGCUUUGAUGCAACGAGCUGGCGUCUUUUUCUACAUCAUUGGCGACGCCCUCGGCGAGCUGAGCGAACAGCAGCUGCUGCAAGUGGAGCAGAGCUGCCGGCAAUUGUGGAUUCGUCGCAAGAUCUACAACCGCUACAUCAUCACCGAUACCGCCAUCUACAUCUAUGAUCCCUUUGCACGCCGCGAUGCGAACGGAAUGGAUGCCUGGGAGGCGUCUUUUGGUCGCCUCUUGCCCUUCAUGGGUGGCGAGCCAUUGCCUGAGCUGUUGUUCCACAACAUGCGCGGCUAUCCGCUGCGUGUGCAGAUCUUCAAGUCGGUCUAUGCACGGCCCGUCUUCGAUCCCGAGACGGGACUGCUCGCUGAGCUCACUGGCGUCGACUGGGAAGUGGCGCAGGCACUGCGAGAUCUGCUUAACUUCACAAUGGAUCUGCAGGAGCCCGACAAGAACUACUUUGGCGAACGCAGCGCGAAUGGCAGCUACAAUGGCGCCAUCGGAUCCAUUCAGAACGAUGGCCUGGACAUUUGUCUGACGGGCUUCUUUGUCAAGGAUUAUCUGGUGCAGGAUGACAUGGACUUUACGGUGGCCGUCUACGAUGAUCAACUGUGCAUCUACGUGCCCAAAGCGAGUCCCAUACCACAGUCCAUACUGCCCAUCUUUGCGGUGGGCUACGACAUCUGGCUGGGCUUCAUACUGAUGGCCUUUGUGUGCGCCUUCAUCUGGCUGCUGUUGCGCGUGAUCAAUCUGCGGCUGCGCAUCGUGACGGUGGCCGGACGUCGAUUGUGGCAACAGGCGUUGGCCAUUGUCGUGGACACGUGGGUGGUGUGGGUGCGUGUGAAUCUAUCGCAUCUCCCCGAUAGCUAUGCAGAGCGCAUGUUCAUUGGUUCGCUGUGCCUGGUCAGCGUCAUCUUUGGGGCCAUCUUCGAAUCAAGCUUGGCCACCGUGUACAUUCAUCCGCUGCACUACAAAGACAUCAUGACGAUGCAGGAUUUAGACGACAGCGGACUGAAGGUUGUGUACAAGUACACCUCGAUGGCCGAUGAUUUGUUCUUCAGCGAGACUUCGCCAUUGUUUGCCAGCCUCAAUAAGAAACUCUGGUGGAAUCGCGAUCUCAAUGCCGAUGUCACUCUUGAGGUGGCCACCGUGGGCGGCAAGGCGGGCGUCUCACGCUACAACUCGCUGAUCAUGGAGUCGGCCAACUUUUUGCUAACGCAACGCAUUUGGAUUGUGCCCGAGUGUCCCAAGUACUACACCAUCUCGUAUGUGCUGCCCCGCGACGCCCCUUGGGAGGAGGCAGUCAAUACUCAACUGUUGCGACUGCUCAACGCUGGGCUCAUCCACAAAUGGAUUCUGGAUCAAAAGUAUCGGGUGACUAUGAGGAUGCGCACCAUCCUCAAUCAGGCUGAGGACAACGCCAGCCCAAUUCGGGUCCUAACCAUCGGGGAUCUUCAGCUCGCCUUCUAUGUGGUCAUUGUGGGCACUCUUCUUGCAUCGCUAGGAUUUAUCGGGGAGCACGUGUGGCUGCGACAUAGUUUGCGUGGCUCACGCAAGAAGCUAUAAGGAUUGAAGCUUCUAAGAAUAUACUACAAUAUUUUGCAAUUAUUUUAACUUUUGUUUUUUUUUUCUUUUUAAGUACUGUACUA
This is a messenger RNA of Drosophila nasuta, 2213 nucleotides long. It is a transcript of the gene Ir10a, whose product is annotated as Ionotropic receptor 10a. The record is from RefSeq and is a predicted model, not a curated record. The transcript is spliced from 2 exons. The coding region runs from base 262 to 2130 and encodes 622 amino acids. Lineage: Eukaryota; Metazoa; Arthropoda; Insecta; Diptera; Drosophilidae.